CGACAGUCAAGAAGAACUGAGGGAGGGGUAGGUUUCGGGUGAUCAGUUGGGGAAAGAUUCCACUCUGCAAGCAGCCAAACAAAUGAUUCUAUUUUUACUUUGAUUAGUUAAGAUGUACAGCCAUUGACAUCUGACAGACAGCCUUAGGUAGAUCUGCUUUCUGUUCAUGGACUAAUUAAUUAAAAAUAGUUGCGUUUGUAGGAAUCUGGACUUACCUGUUGGACCCGAAUGUGUAGACUCUGACAUAGCCACCGAUUAAUUAAUUUAUUUAUUUUAAAUCGGUCUGUGCCCUACGCUGCGGUAGGCAUCGAGUGUGUCCUAGUGCAGACUGUGUACAGUGCUGUAGCUUAUGAGUGACAGGGAUAACACUAGCGAGGAUGAUAGGAUCCUGCGAUCAGCAAGGCGCCCGUUGGCCCACGUGGCAUUAGGACGUGAGGGUGACAGACUCAUGUUCCGCCAGCUUAGGGAGAGGCAGCAGCAGCAGCGGAGAGCUAGGGCCGCAGAGGCAAGCAGGGCAUUCGCAAGCGAAGCCGCUACUUCAGCAGCCAUGGCAACUGCUGUGCAGCAGAGUUCCCAGGCCAGUAGUUCAGGGACUGUAGGGGUGACGAUUGCACAGACCCUGACUCAGUACGCUGGCAUCAUGGCAAGCCAGCAGUUAGUGUUGACCCCCGAGGAGGUCGCCAUACAAAGAGCAGAUACUCAAGAGGCACCGCUACAGAAGGCGUUAGGAGAGAUAAAGGCAGAAAAGGAGAGAAUGCUCAGACAUAGGACAAGGAUGCAGCGGAGACAAGCGGACCUUAGAGAGUUAGAGGAGAUGCACUUGAAUCACAUGGAUAAUGAUGUGAGAGUAGCGAGAACAGCCCUGUUAGAUGUGGUAGAAAUGACGGCCUAUCACACUACACUCUUGCAGGACAUCCAGCAAAGCCUGGCCGUGCUGGCCGGGCGAGUCCAGAUAACACCAUCACCAUCAGGGCCUGAUGCCUGGCCUGUGGUACAGCAUCCUCCUUUUGUCCCACCAGUGACUGGAGUAUCCCCAUUUGUAGUUCCUCCAGCACAUGCCGCUUCCCUAUUCAGUAUGCCAUUGACAGGCGGGUUCUCAGCAGGUCCAAGUGUACAGAUUCCUGUUCAAACCGUGUAUUCCCAACCUCUGUUACAGACUGCCGUAACUGGGCAGCCUACUGUCUCGCAUGCAGCACAGCCGCAUGGCACACAACCCCAACAGCAGCUAGUGCAGCAGCCUGCGCCCCAGGGUCCACAGCCUCGAGUGGCGCAGGUGCCGGGACAAGGCCAGUGGGUUCCGAAGACGGCCAUCGCCUCACCUAAACCCUUCUCAGGGGAUAAGAGGGGCAAAGACCUUGACACAUGGUUGAGGUCAGUGCCAGUCUACGUAAAGUGUAAGUUGACCUUGCCGCACGAGGAAGUGCUUGUGGCAGCCUCCUACCUUGAGAGGAGUGCAGCGAGAUGGUUAAGCGGGUUAGUGCAACUACAGGGAUACGGUUGUGACUUCCGCGCUUGGGCAGUCAACCAGAAACUGGAGGACUUCCUUAAGCUGGUGGAGGAAAGGUGGCAUGAUCCUCAGGAGGCCCAAAAGGCCACCGAUGCGAUCCUGACUUUGAGCUCUAAAGCAUUCAAGUCACAGACGGGUGAGGCAAACAUCAAUGUACCUGGAGAUGCCACAGACGCAGUGGAGCGUCUGAUCUGUGACCUGGAGUACGUUAUGACACCCAAGUCUUACUUGCCACUUACCUGAGGUGUCUUCCCAUGCCACUCAGGAAUCAAUUGGUGGGUGAGGC
Messenger RNA from Chara braunii, 1793 nucleotides. NCBI's taxonomy places the organism in Eukaryota, Viridiplantae, Streptophyta, Charophyceae, Charales, Characeae. The record is from the annotation of a GenBank genome assembly.